Messenger RNA from Marchantia polymorpha subsp. ruderalis, 5792 nucleotides. Lineage: Eukaryota; Viridiplantae; Streptophyta; Marchantiopsida; Marchantiales; Marchantiaceae. The record is from the annotation of a GenBank genome assembly.
ACUUGACAGGUCCCUGUGGUUGAGCCCGGAAAGAGCAUCUGUGCCCUUGCACCCUCCAUCCAUCAACACACAGUACACAAACACACACUGAGCGUGCGUUUUAGAGCCCGGACCGUGGAAAAUGAAAGAGUAAAGACCACGAUGAGGAGGAGAAAAGUUUCUUGAAGGCCUGAAACCUAAAGCACUCCACACAAAGAGCCCCGAGGGGCGCAGCGUGGCUGCCUGUCAGACCUCUCCGAGAGAACGCAGGGGUAAGAUCGAUGACGGGGGGUGACGAAGUGGUUGAUCCCUCGGACCAGUCCGCGUCCGUGGAGGACGAUCACAUUGCCGCGCAAGCAACAACAAAGCGAGAUGCGCAGGAAGGAAUGGAUGUUUUAGAUGAGCAAGUGUCCGCCCCUGAGUUGGAAGAUCCCUCGUCCCCCGCGCACAGUGGUGCAUCUACCGCUGUGAUGAGCACAGAAUUGUAUACAGAGACUGGCGACCCUUACUCUGGUACUUCAAGUCCUGAUUCUCCUUCCAAGGCGUCAUCUAUUGUGUCGCCAAUUGCAAACGUUGAGAAGAGCUCCGAACCAAUGAAUGAAGAUCCAGUGUCAACUGGUGAAGUUGAGAAUACCCCGGAAAUCGAGGUGGACGCAAUGAAUGUUGCGAAGUCGUCCUCACAAGAAUUCCAGGAUGCUGAAAUUAGCCAGAACGUCGCAGAUGUAAUCUCUUCUAGAACCGGGGUGGUCGAGAUGAUUUCGACCACCGAAGUGCAAACCCCAUCUGUAACAGAUGGGCCGGAGAUGUCCACCUAUAUGGAUGGUGCGACUAACAACAUCGAGAGAAAAGAGGGCGAAAUGCGGUCCCAAAAUUUGGAGCUUGAAGGGCAAUCUGAGGUGCUCGUCGCUGUGACAUCGUCUCUUGAAGUUGAACAAGCGAUUGCCGAGAAGGGUGUUUCUGAAAGUAAUGAGCCUCAGUCAUUACCAAGUAUGGCCGCAGAAUUGCCCGAGGAACCCAACAGAAUGAACACAUCAAAGCAAGACAGUAAUGGAAAAGAGGACGACAAUGUUCGAAGAGGAAAUGAAGACAACCAUCGAAUCGGAAUCACAUCCCCCAUCAACCAAAUACAACCCGAUGUCGCCCGUGCGAGUGAUUCCUCGGGGCCCAGAAACGGUAAUCAGAUGGAGCAGUUGGAUACCUCUUCAUCAGUACAUCAUAAUGGAUUGAAAGAAGAAGUGGACGAGCAAGACGUUACGAUUGAACGAAUCCGCACUGCCGCGGAGGCCGAGGUGCGCCAUGAAACGUUUGUCUCAUCUUUGGAGUCUGGGAACGAAGACCUCUCCGAAAAGGGUCCGAAGGCCCCUGCGCAGGAGGUGUCCGGGCCGAUGUCUAUGUCAGGGCUUGCAACUCUGUCAGUUGCCGUAGAAGAGAUGGACGAGGGCGGACGUGAAUUACAGGCAAGGCCUGAGGACUCGAAGGAGGAAGUGUCAGCUUUGAUAGCGACCCCUGCAGCGAUCGAGGUGAACGUUACAACGCCUGCAAGCUCGAGUCUCACCGAUGUGCGUGCCAAGACAGAAUUAGAGCGCGAAAUGGAGCUCUAUGAGGCAUCUGUGAAAGAGGAAGAAGCUAGAAUGUUGGCUCACAUGAGAUCCGAUCAACUGUUGGCUGGAGAGAGCACAGGAGACUCGAAGGAUUUGCUGAACGAGAGGAAGCGUGCAUUAGAGUCCACGCCCAACGAGGCUCGCAAGAAGCGAGGGAAGAGAGUUCUGUCUUCAGAAAACCUAUCGAAAGACGAGGAAGACGUAUGUUUUAUUUGCUUCGAUGGUGGGGAUCUUGUUCUUUGCGAUCGAAGGACGUGUCCGAAGGCUUACCACUUAACUUGUAUUGGCCGCGACACCGCUUUUUUCGAGAAGAAGGGCGCUUGGAUUUGUGGUUGGCAUUUUUGCACGGGCUGUACAAAGCCGGCCAACUUUCAAUGCUAUACAUGCCCAACGGCGUACUGCUCUGCCUGCUUGAAAAAAGCAGACUUUCUUUGCGUUCGACAAAGGAAAGGUCUGUGUGAGGAAUGCUGGCCUAUUGUACAUAUGAUCGAGAACAACGAGACAACGAAUGCUGAAGGGGUUGAAGUUGACUUUGAAGAUCAGGAGACGUAUGAGUGCUUGUUUAAAGAUUACUGGGUCGAUUUGAAGCAAAGGCUUCAACUCACUCCAGCCGAGCUCGACAAAGAUAAACAAGCAGCUGGAAGUGGUGGACUUUAUUUGGAAAACGGUGAAUCAGACGCCGAAGACAAAGGUGACGUCGAAGAUUACAACACUGGUUCAGAUAGUGGGGCAUCAGGUGAAGGCGACGACAAAAUGGACACGUCUGAUGAAGCCAAGAAAAGGAAGAGAGGGAAAGCCAAAGCAUCUACAAUUCCAGCAUCAGGUGAUGAUGCUGUCAUGGGUGCCGAUAGUGAACCUUACAUACUACCCGAGGAGGAGGAUGUUAUGGAGGACGUUGAGGAAGAUGAUGUAGAGGAGUAUACCGAAGAGGAUGGUGAUCAAAAGUCAGAUGUACAACUUCGAGAAGGCUGGGCAUCUAAGGAACUAAUUGACUUUGUGAAGUUCAUGGACGAAGAUCCGAAGAAACCCUUAACAAAGUUUGAAGUCACGAAGCUACUGUGGGCAUAUAUAAAGAGUCAUAAGCUUCAGGAUCCUCGAAAGAAAACGCAGAUACUUUGCGAUGAAAGGUUACAAACUCUCUUUGGGAAAAAGACUGUGAAUCAGUACGAUAUGAUCAAACAUGUCCAGUCUCACUACACCCUCAAAGGUGCAAAAAGUAGACGCCCAAAUAUGGUUUCUGACGAGGUUUUAAAGAUGGACGAAGAUCCAAAUGAAGAAGGAGUCGAUGAUAAGUACAGCAAAAUAAGAGACGUGAAAGAUAAACGUCGACGCAGGAAAGGAGAUGAUGAUAAGUUUGAAAGGCCAAGUGUCAAUGAAUAUGCUGCUAUCACUCCAAAAAAUAUCAAUCUGAUUUACCUUCGAAGACAGCUUCUAGAGGAACUUUUAGACGAUCCUGAGUUUGACAGUAAAGUCUGCAGCACAUUUGUGAGAAUUCGUGUACCAGGAAUGGUUAGCAAGUCUGAAAUGUGUUACAGACUCGUCCAAGUAGUAGGUACCCGUCUACAAGCUGAAGCUUAUAAAGCAGGGAGAAAGACGACGAACAUAGUGCUGGAGAUCUUGAACUUACAGAAGAGGGAAGACGUUACCGUUGAUCUUGUGUCAAACCAUGAAUUUUCAGAGGAGGAAUGCCAACGGUUGCGACAGAGUAUCAAAUGUGGUCUCAUCAAAACCUUGACUGUCGGAGAUAUCGAGGAUAAGGCCAAAGAUCUACAAGAAGCUAAAGUGAACGAUUGGUUCGAGACCGAGAGGCAGAGGCUUGUGAAUCUCAGAGACCGUGCGAGUGAGAAGGGCCGGAAGAAAGAGUUGAGAGAGUGCGUGGAGAAGCUGCAAGAACUCAAUAGUCCCGCGUUCCGGGCGGCAAAGCUACAUGCAAGGCCGGAAGUGACUGCCGACCCUCGAAUGGAUCCUAACUACGAGUCAGACGGUAACGAGGACAAAUCGAAAGAUAAAAUGAUGAUGAUGGAUGGAUCGGCAACUAUCUUGGAGAGGAGCCCGUCUGCCAUUGGCAUGGGGGAUAAACUUGCCACGGCCAGUAACUUGAAAAGUAGUCAACUAGAGAGCGGCAGUAGGCCAGAAUGGGAUAGCGCGAGAAACAAACAUUCUGCUUGGGUGGAGAAUACACGGAACAGAGAGGUAGAGCGGGGUGGUUUUGAGUCAGGUCGAUCAGGUGACAAGAUGGCUUAUGGUCGGGUUCCAAGUUACAGCAUUGAAGACACAAAUGAGAGGGGCUAUGACGAGAGGGACAGGGGUUGGGACAAAGAGUGGGUCAUGGAUGAGCGAGACACGGGCGUCGGAACAGGUUGGAUGGGGAACGGAAGAAAUAUUCGUUCUGCCCCUGCUGAACGAUGGACUGAGAAAGUGAAUAAUAUCUCUGCAGGUAUAGAUGGUGGUAGAGCUGGUAGAAGCGACUACAGAGGAUCGACGAGUUUGACAGGUUUGACUACCCCAGUGUAUGAUGGAAAAGCAGACUGGAAUAAGCCUAGGGAGCUACCGACGGCACCCUCUAUGCAGUCAACGUUUCCCUUGGCGUCCCAGCUGACAAGCACUUUGAGUAAAGCAGCGCUGGAGGCUGCUGAAAAGGAGAAAGUUUGGCAUUACAUGGAUCCAACAGGGACAAUUCAGGGUCCGUUUUCCAUGGAGCAGUUGCGGAAGUGGAAUACAACUGGAUAUUUCCCACUGGAUCUACGCAUAUGGAGAACGAAUCAGCCCAGAGAUGAGUCCGUCCUACUAACUGAUGCUUUGGCAGGUCGGGUCCAAAAAGAAAGGAUCGACUCAUGGGGCUCCGCAACAGUUCGAGCUGUGGACAUUGCAUCACAGCCAGCGCUAAGCGUCAGUGCUUUAGCUUCUGGUUAUAACAUCAACAAAACUUCUGCUGAUGGGUGGAGAGACAAUGCUGGUGGAUCAUCCAGUAGCUGGGUUGAUCGAGGAAGUUCGGCCGAUGUUGCAGGGAGAUCCACGACAUCUUGGGGUGUUGACAACGGGAGCCGAUUGGGAAGAGAUAUCAUCAGCGUGCCUGCUGUUCGCGACUCUAGUAGUGAUUUAAAAUGGAAAGCUGGGCCUGCAGAAACGGGGAGCUGGGAUACAUACGGUGUGGGUAGGAGUAACAAUAGCUAUGGUACAUCUCCUACUAGGAACAGUAGAGCUGAAGCGGCUGCCCGUUUUGACCCAGCGAAUUGGGGCUCUCGCUCGGACACUGUUAGAACCAGUGAGAAGGAUUCUUGGACUUCACCAAGUCCUGGAGCUGAUGGCGGCUAUUCAAAGCCAGGGGGUGGUGGUGGACGUUCCAGUUGGGGUAGAGGAUCAUCGCAUAAUUUUCGAGAUUCAGGUGGAAGUUGGAACAGCUUCAAUGAGGAUUCUGGUGGUGGACACGACAAUUCUCGACCCAUGAAAACAUCCCGAGGGUCCAAGAAGGACGUUCCCUGCCGUUUCCAUCAAAAGGGUUGGUGUAAGAGAGGAGAUAGUUGCGAUUUUUGGCAUGGUUAGUCCUGUGAAGAAAAUUGAUUACAAGUGUCUUGUCUCCUAUCUACAGGAGGUUGUUUGUAAGUGUAUAUUUCGGUUAUGGUUCUAAUUUUUGACUUGUCUAGACAUCUAGAGAGAAUAUGCUCAGAGGUUAGAAUUGUUACUGUCUGGGACCGAAAGAUGGUACAAUGGUCGAAAUUACGUAGAUUGAAGUAGUUUACAGCUCAGUGGUCGACAGCAACACAUCUAUCUAUCGUAGUUGCAAGUUUUGUUUCCAAACCUAUUUCCGGUUUACUGCCACUGCAGAGGCACUGAAAGCAGGUCAGUAGGUUUCAUUUUUACCCACAUGACAAAUCUUCCUCUAUUGGGAUUUCUAUUACAGUCCAUCCCAGUCCGAGGUGAGCAUUGGAAGAUGAGUGUAAAGGAAGAGACAUUCAUCCUUCUUCUCACCAUCACCAGUGUACUCACUUUCCAUCAAGAAGGUCCUGUAGCUUUUUUGACGGCAUGAGGAGAGUCAUGUAACGAGCGUGCAGAUUUUCUGAUGACCGUACUGAGGAAAUGAGUUGUUUAAUCUGAAAGAGCUGCUUUAUUAUCACGAAGUAGUCACAACUGCAGCCUGCUUAACUUUUAAAAGAAUCUAUGUAUGAUUGGAAAUUUAUGACAGAACAUCAGAUAACAUCAUGAAAUAUGUGA